Messenger RNA from Verticillium nonalfalfae, 3771 nucleotides. RefSeq names its product Vacuolar protein sorting-associated protein 53 (gene VPS53). Gene Ontology annotation, biological process: retrograde transport, endosome to Golgi; carbohydrate metabolic process. Gene Ontology annotation, molecular function: chitin binding. NCBI's taxonomy places the organism in Eukaryota, Fungi, Ascomycota, Sordariomycetes, Glomerellales, Plectosphaerellaceae. The record is from RefSeq and is a predicted model, not a curated record. Gene Ontology annotation, cellular component: GARP complex. The coding region runs from base 1 to 3771 and encodes 1256 amino acids. The transcript has 7 exons.
AUGAGCUCGUCUUCAUCCUCGCGUAAACAGCGCAGAGGCAAGAGCAUUUCGAAGCUCGCUUACACGAACGCCGUUUAUUUCCCCAACGAGAGAAUAUACCAGGGCGACACACCAGGAGCGCUCAACUAUGGAUACACCAAUCAUGUGUACUACGCUUUCGCAAAUGUCUCUCCGGAUGGUGGUGUUUUCUUGAGCGAUGAGUGGGCGGAUGCGGGGGCGCCGGUCGAUGGCGUCCAAGGGGGCCUUGGGUCUCUCAUGCAUCUCAAACAACAGUACCCGCAUCUCCAGGUUGUUCUGUCCAUUGGCGGCGGCAGUUCCUCGGCCAUCUUUCCUGUCGUGGCCGCGAGCACUAUCUGCAGAGAUAAUUUUGCGCGCUCAGCAAAAGGGUUAGUUGAUGCGUCUGGCCUCGACGGCAUUGACAUUGUGUGGGAGUAUCCCUCAGACUCCCAGCAGGGCCACGACUUUCUGGCUCUGCUGGCGACGAUACGUCUUCAUCUGCCAGAGGACCAAUACUUACUCACCGCUGCCCUGCCGGCGAGCAGAAUGGUGCUUCAGUAUAUUCCCCUCCAGGCUUCGGCCGAGUAUCUCGAUUUCGUCAAUCUCAUGGCAUACGACUUCUUCGGCACGUGGACGCCAAAGAGCGGACAUCACUCCCAGUUGUACGCCCCUCAGAAGGACCAAGAAUCUGGCGCUACGGGCGUGCAGUACCUGAUCGCCAAGGGCGUGAAUCCGGGGAAGAUUCUCCUCGGCAUCCCGCUCUACGGGCGAAGUUUCCUGGGCGCAGCUGGGCCGGGCCACAAGUUCAGAGGGGGCGGUGGUGACAAUGGCACAUUCGAGUACAAGCAAUUGCCACGAAGCGGUACCAAGGAGACGAUUGAUAAAAAGUCCAUCUCGGCGCAGUGCAUCGGCGCUGACGGAGGAUUCGUGAGCUAUGAUAACCCCGAGACUGUCAAGGCCAAGGCUCAGUUCUGCAAGCAAAAGGGGCUAGGGGGCCUCUUCUAUUGGAACGGACCGGCAGACGCGUCUACUCGUCGGCCGGCAGAGCUUCAGUGCAUUGGCAGCCCCGAGAAGCAACGAACGAGACAGCAACAGGGCCCUCUUGCCAUUUACACGUGUAGCAGCAGCAUCAGCAGCAUCAGCAGCAGAAGCAGCGCAUUCGGCUUCGGAGUUCCAGACAUUGCGAACAUGAAUGGCGUAGCGCUCGAUGAUCCCACGUCGCUGGAUGCUGUUGACUACGACCCAAUCGAUCACUUGAAUCUCCUCUUCUCCCACCCCUCGACCGUCACAUCGAUCAGCCGCGUUUCCCAAACCCUCCACGAACACAAGAAUGACGUCUCCACCGACAUUGCCGAGCUCGAGCUCGCCCAGGCCUACGGGCCCGAUUCGAGCCUCGAGCGUAUGCAGUCCGCCCAGGCCGAGCUCGCCCAGCUGUUCCGCAAGAUCGAGACGGUGCGGUCGCGAGCCAUCGAGACGGAGCAGAACAUCACAUCGAUGACGGCCGACAUCAAGCGCCUCGACGGCACGAAGCGCAACCUCACGCUCAGCAUGACGGCCCUCAAGCGGCUGCAGAUGCUGACGACGGCCUACGAGCAGCUGCAGGGCCACGCGCGGACGCGGCAGUACCGCGAGUGCGCGAGCCUCUUGCAGGCCGUGCUGCAGCUCAUGAAGCACUUCAACAGCUACCGCAGCAUCGAGCAGAUUGCGACGCUGAGCCGCGGCGUGUCGGAGCUGCAGCGGACGUUGCUGGAGCAGGUGUGCGAGGACUUUGAGCUGGCGUUCGCCAAGGACGAGGUGUCGGCGCGGCGGGGCACGCUCGUCGAGGCCUGCCACGUCAUGGAUGCCCUCGGCGACGCCGCGCGGUCGAGGCUCAUGACGUGGUACGUGAACACGGAACUGCGCGAGUACCGACAGGUGUUCCGGGGCAACGACGAGGCGGGCAGCCUCGACAACAUCGGCCGGCGCUAUGCGUGGUUCAAACGCAUGCUCAAGACGCACGACGACGAGCACGCCGCCAUCUUCCCCCCGCACUGGCGCGCCAACGAGAUGCUGGCCGCGGCCUUUUGCGACGGCACGCGGGAGGACUUCAAGGGCAUCCUGGAGAGGAGCAUGCGCCGGACCGAGGGCCCCAAGCUCGACGUCAACCUGCUGCUGAGCUGCCUGCAGGAGACGCUCGACUUUGAGCACGGGCUCGAGAGGCGCUUCGCCGACGGGCCCAGGGCCAGCAUCGACACGCUGAGCUCGGCCGACGACCGGGCGUCCAACUUUCACGGCUCCAUCUCGGCGGCCUUUGAGCCGUACCUGAGCUUGUGGGUCGAGAGCCAGGACAGGCAGCUCGCCGCCAUGAUUCCCAAGUACCGCAGCCAGCCGCUGCUCCCCGAGGACGAGGAGUUCACGCCGCAGGCCGUCAUCCCCUCGGCCAUUGAGCUCUUCCACUUUUACAAACUCACGCUGUCACAGUGCGCCAAGCUGUCUACGAGCGACCGCCUCCUCGACCUCGCCAAGACGCUCGCCAAGUACCUCGACGAGUACGCCCAGCAGGUGCUGCUCCAUUUUCUCUCGAGGGGAGGCGCGCAGGGGCCGCCGCUGCAGGACAUAGUCAUGGUCAUGAACACGGCGGAUUUUUGGUCAACAAACGCGAAUCAGCUCGAGGAGAACAUCAGGAAGCGCAUCGACCCCGAGUUGAGGGACAGAGUCGACCUCUCGUCGCAGGCCGAUGCUUUUCUGGGCGUCGCCAGCGCCGCCGUCCUCGCCCUCGUGCGCAGCGUCGAGCACGAGUGCGCGGGCGCGUGGCGCGAGAUGCGCAACACGAACUGGGGCGCCAUGGAGAGCGUCGGGGAUCAGAGCUCCUACGUCGGCGAGCUUCUCCGGGCCGUCAACGGCAGGGCCGAGGCGAUUUUGGAGCUCGUCGUCAAGCAGCAGUACGCGAGGGCGUUCUGCGACAACUUGGUGGACCACAUGGCGUCGGCGUACAUUGCCAACAUUGUGCAGUGCAAGCCGGUGACCGAGGUGGCUGCCGAACAGAUGCUCCUCGACAAGUACGUCAUGACCAAGGCGUUUGAAGGGCUGCUGUCGUUCCACAGCAAGGCGGGCGAGGCGCAGGCGCCGCCGGCGAGCUUCGUCAAGCGGGUGGCGCACACGAUGAACCGCAUCGACCCGCUGCUCAAGACGCUCCAGGUGCGGCCGUCGCCGCCCGAGGGCCUCGUGCAGGCGUACCUCAUCCACAUUGCCGACCGGUCGGACGUCAACUUCAAGAAGAUUCUCGACCUCAAGGCGGUGCGCAAGCAGGACCAGGCGCACCUCCUCGAGCUGUUUGGCAUCCACCGCGACAGCAAGGCGCACGACGGCAAGCUCGCGCAGAACAGCCCGCUGCUGACGCCGCUGCUGGCGAGCCAGAGCAUGAGCGGCGGUGGCGGCGGCGGCGGCGGUCACGGCAGUAUUGGCGGUGCCGGGGCGGUUGCCGGGGUCGCCGGGGCGUCGAUCAACACGGCGAGCUCGGCGCUGUCGGCGGCGGGCAGCAGCGCCACGGCGAUGGCCGGGUUGCAGGGCAAGUUUGACGCGACGAGCCUCGGCGAGAAGCUCCUCAGCGCGGCGCGGGACCUGGGCCAGGGCGGCGUCGUCGGCGAGAAGGGCGGCGGGGGGUCUGGCGUCGCCGCGGCGGAGAAGGCGAUGAACGAGAACCUCAAGAACUUUGGCAAGUUCUUCCGGCGAGACCUGGGCGGGUUCGGCGCGCGGUUUGGGAAGAGGGAUGGCGCUGACGAGGGGCAGCGGUAG